AUGGCAUCGGCUGUUCCUGUUGAGAUGAUUGACGACGAUGACGAUUUUGAUUGGGAAGCAGCCGUUAGAGAGAUUGAUGUCGCCUGUGGUGAAGCCAUUAAACAAUCAUCAUCUGGAGUUACUACUACUACUACUACCAGCGCAACCAUAUAUCGAAAUUCUAAUUUACAUACGGGUUCUUACCCUAAGAUUGAAAACAACAAACCCUCUUCUUCUCGUCAAUCCACACUUGAUAGAUUCAUUGGAUCGACAGGCUUGAAAUCCGCAAAUCAGGAUGCACGACAUGAUGCCCAAGAUAAGGUUGAGUGCAAUGACGAAAGAGUAAGCGACGUUAGCAUUGACCCAGAGGCCGCACAAACCUGGAUAUACCCAGUGGCAGAAAAUGUCCCUGUUCGUGAUUAUCAGGCAUCUAUUACCAGAACAGCUUUAUUUGCAAAUACAUUGGUGUCAUUGCCUACAGGAUUGGGAAAGACUCUUAUUGCUGCUGUUGUAAUGUAUAAUUACUACAGAUGGUUUCCUCAAGGAAAGAUUGUGUUUGCUGCUCCUUCUCGCCCUCUUGUUUUGCAACAGAUAGAAGCAUGUCAUAAUAUUGUGGGAAUUCCACAAGAAUAUACAGUCGAUAUGACAGGUCAAACAAGUCCUUCAAAAAGAUCAGGCCUUUGGAAAACUAAACGAAUCUUCUUCCUUACCCCACAAGUUCUUAAUGAGGAUAUAAAAUAUGGACGUUGUGAUAUGAAACAACUAGUGUGUUUAGUGCUUGAUGAAGCUCAUCGUGCAAUUGGAGACUAUGCCUACUGUGCAGUUGUUCGUAAGUUGAUGGCUGUUCCAGUGCAUUUGAGAUUAUUAGCUCUUACUGCAACACCAGGAUCUAAGCAAGAGAAGGUCCAACAAGUGAUUGAUAACUUGCAAAUAUCUUGUCUUGAGCAUAGAAGUGAGAGUGAUCCUGAUGUGACUCCAUAUGUCCAUGAAAGGAAGGUUGAUUUAAUUGAGGUUGAGAUGGGAAAUGAUGCUCUUGAAGUAGAUAAACUGCUAAUGGAUAUCAUACGUCCAUAUCUUUCAAGGCUUUCUCCCUUUAUAGCUCUUCCAAAAAGAGACAUAAAUUCGUUUAGCCCAUACGAUUUUCUUGAGUCAAAGGAACAAUUCCACAAAGAUUUGCCACAAAACAUUUCUGAAAUCAAAAUCCGGGAAAUAGAUGGGAUUUUGUUCGUCCUGAUCACACUAUAUCAUAUAAGGAAGCUCCUUUCAGCUCAUGGUAUACAACCAGCAUUUGAUAUGCUUGAAGGCAAAUUGAAGCAGGGGAAUUUUUCUCGAUUUAUGAAUACGAAAGAAGAACUUUGGAAAGCAAAAGCUAUAAUGAAACAAAACUUGGAUCAUGGUGUUCAUAGUCCAAAGUUUCAAAAGAUGUUAGAAGUAUUGUCUGAACACUUCAAUAAAAAACAAGAUCCCAAGAAGUCGAGGGUUAUCAUUUUUUCAAAUUUUAGAGGAAGUGUAAGUGAGAUAAUGAAGUCAUUAUCUACCAUUGGGCCAUAUGUUAAAGCUACAGAAUUUAUUGGCCAAAACUCAGGUAAAAAAUCAAAGGGCCAGACACAAAAAAUUCAGCAGGCUGUUUUAGAGAAAUUUCGAGCUGGUGAAUAUAAUGUUAUUGUUGCAACAUCAAUUGGAGAAGAAGGUCUAGACAUUAUGGAAGUUGAUCUUGUUAUUUGUUUUGAUGCUAAUGUCUCACCUUUACGCAUGAUUCAACGCAUGGGAAGAACUGUUCCCUUAACAUGCAUACUAGUCUUAGCUUGUAAAGGCCAAGAAGUAAGAGGUUAUUUGAAAAAACAAGCAAACAGCAAAAGUAUCAAGAAACAUAUGAUAAAUGGAGGAACAAGUAGCUUCCGUUUUCACUCUAGUCCAAGAAUGAUUCCAAAUGUUUUUAGGCCUGAAAAAGUGCUGACUAAGCUGUUGAUUGAAGAAUAUGUUCGACGUGGAAAGAAAGUGAAAAAUGAUGAGGCUAUUCAGACACCAAAAUAUAAACUUAAACUCAACAACAUUGAGAUUGAUCUUCUUGCAAAGUAUUUUCAGCCUUCAAGUGAAAACGAAUGGAGGCCUUCUCUUAUUGCUUUUCCUCACUUCCAAGCAUUUCCAUCAAGAGUUCAUGAAGUUUCUCAUUCUAUGAGAACAGAGAUGCUAAUCGAUACAAUGCAAAAUUUACAAGACUUAUCUUUUGAUAACAAGGAUGAAGAAGAGACUUCACAAGGCUACUUCAGAGCUGAAAGCAUUGACAUUGAGCAUCACCAUACCAAUAUAAGAGAUGAUGAUGAAAUACAGAAAGAACCUGAAAGUGACAUAUUAUCUCCUAUGAAACCAUCUGUUCACUCCUUUCUUUUUGGAUCAGAUUUUACAUCCAUUGAUUCACUUGGACGAGUUAUGAUUCUUUCUGUUCCAUUAUUUUCUCUCACCAAAAAUUCAACUCCACAAAACAUCCAUUUAGAGGAUUUAGAGACAUCAUGUGAUAUUAUAAAUCACGUUUUUAAUACCCCUGUAAAAAGUGAUGAUCUUCUGGAAUCUUCUAGAAGGAACAUCACGGAAACCCCUCUUGCUGACACCGAGUCAACCGAUUCGAAAGCUGCUGAACUCAGUCCUCGCCUAACAAAUCUAAUAAUGUCUGGUGUUGUUCCAGAGUCCCCAAUAGAUAACAGUGAUUAUAAAGUAAAAGAUAACCCUACAAUGCCUCAUCUCCCCAUAUCUUUGGUUCAAAAUAAGAACAAUGAGGGAGAAAUACAAACUCCAGGAAUUGAAAUACAGAAUAAUUCUUCAGAAAAUUGUGUUUCAGUUUCUAAGUUUGUGGGAGAAACGCGAACUCCUGUGACAAAGUUGUCUGAUGAUAUGAGUAGUAAAGAUUGGAUGUUAAGUUCUGGUGAAAAGUCAAUUAGUCAACCGAAGCCAAGGCUUAAAAGAUUACGAAAAUAUGGCGAUAUAAAAAGUGGGAAUUUGUCAGAUGUGGAAGAAAUUGUGGGCCAUAGAUCUUGUGGUCAAUUGGAUCAUUUUUCCAAUAAGCGUGGUAGAGGUGACAAAAAGGUGUUAAAUAAUGCCAGAGUUUUUAUCGAAGAUGAAGCUGAGGUGUCUUCAGAGGGGUCUGGUGAUGAGGAUGUUGACCAUGGUCAAGAUUCUUAUGAUGGCAGUUUCAUAGAUGACCGGAUAAACCCUACAGUGGCAACCACACAAGCUGCUGAAUGUGAUAUGAUGGCCAUUUAUAGACGAUCUUUACUCACCCAAUCACCCGUAAUCAGAACACCAGAGUUCCCCAUGGACCCUAAUCCUGAUAUAGACCCAAUGCAUGAUGAUGGAGGAAGUACAUCCAGAACAACAAAUCCCACACACAACAAUACCUAUUCCACAUCCGUCUCUUUCAACACCGAGAGGCUCUCUUCAGCCACCGGAAUCCCAACCACCACCACCGGAAUCCCGAGCACCGCCACCGGAAUUCGGAAAAGGAAGUUGAGUUUUUCUCAUGGUGAGUCACUUCCGAUUCGUAACCUAGAGAAGGAAAUCUUAAUAGAUGCUGAAUCUACUGCUGCUAAAGAGCCGCCAUGGAAGGCGGCAGGAGAAGCCAUGGAUGAUUUUGAUAGUGAUGAGUUUUAUCGAGGUAUUGAUUUUGAUGCGUUGGAGGAAGAAGCUACCAGACAAUUGAGAUCGCGAUCGGAAGCGUCGGGAAAGGUGAAUGAUAAACCGAAUGAUCAAAACUUGGAUUUUUUGGAUUGUCCGUCUUUUGAUCUGGGAAUUUAAAGGUAAUUUAUGUCAUUUGUUAUAGAUUUUGGGGUGUGGUGUAAAUAUUACUCGAAUGUGAUGGAACGUGGGAUGUGUGUAAUUAUAAAGAGAAAAUAAUGGUAGUGGUGGAAAAGAGAAAUCAAGAUUUGUAUAUUGUGAUGAAUAUGGACAUGGAUAGAAACAAGAAUAAG
This is a messenger RNA of Lactuca virosa, 3941 nucleotides long. NCBI's taxonomy places the organism in Eukaryota, Viridiplantae, Streptophyta, Magnoliopsida, Asterales, Asteraceae. The record is from the annotation of a GenBank genome assembly.